AAGCCAUGAACUCCCGUCGUCAAUUACCAUAUUUCUAAAGCUAAUCGGUGAAGAACAAAUCGUCAAGAAGCGCGCAAAAAUGCUGCACUUAUCAAAAUUCAUUUAUUUGCUGUUUUUGUGGUUUGGUUAUUGCAUUUUGACAAUACAUUGUAUGACCGAUUCCGAUAAACAGUACAACGAUUUUAUUGAAGUAUUGAAAAAGUGCAAAUGUCUACCUUACUAUUUGUGCGAAAAUAUAACAAAUGCAGACGAUUUGGCAACAUCAAGGCAAAUUCAACCUGAACAUAUUCGCUGUAAAGGAUCCUAUAAUCAACAAUUGGUGUGCUGCAAAUUGGAAAAAUACAACAAUCAACAUCCAAAAAAAAAACUUGCGGACAACAACUUACAUUCGUCACUCCUAGAAUUAUGUCGACCGUCGAGGACUUCACCAACAAAGGAGAAUUACCAUGGACGGCGAUAAUUUAUGUGAAGAAUAAUGCAAAUGAAUGGAAAUUCUGCGGCACUGGUGCUUUGAUAAGUCCUCGUGUGAUACUAACAGCUUAUCAUUUAUGUAAUCAUUUCAGGAAGGCCCCGGUCAAAUACAAAGUUGUUAUGACUGGUGAUGCCGUUAGACGUAAAGUAGGCAAAAAUGCAGAAAACCAACGAAACGUAGUCGAAAUAAUUAAGCAUCCUAGCUAUGACUUAGGUUUUGACGCGGCUUUGCUGAUUUUGGAUAGGAAGUUUUCGUCUGAUGCAAUAAAUACCAUUUGCUUGCCUUCUGAUGACACUAACGAGAAUUCAGGUCGAUGCUUGGUGUCUGGUUGGGGUACCACAGCAGAAUUUCAAGGUGUUCCGAUGCUCAAAAAAAUGAAUGUACCCUUAGUCCCCUUCGACAAGUGUCAGGCCUCCUUGAGGAAGACGAUAUUAGGCAAUUAUUUCCAGUUAAACAAUUUUUUCAUAUGCGCCGGAGGCGAGGAUGAAAUGGACGCUUGCAUAGGGGGCGGGGGAAGCGCCCUUAUGUGCCCAACGCCCGACGGAGAUCGUUAUUAUCACGCGGGCAUUGUAUCUUGGGGCGUGCAAUGGGGGAAUAAAGGGAUACCCGGCGUGUACGUCAGCACGAGAAAGAUCAAAGGGUGGAUUACCAUGGAACUGAGCCGCAGAUAUUUGGCCUUUUGAUUACUUUUUUUCACCGGUGAUUAUUCCAAUAUAGUUAUUCUUAGUUUUUAAAUUAGUUUCGUGGAAUAGUAGAAUUUCUUCGUUUAAAGAAUAUAUUUUCUAUUUUUGCAUUUCAUUAAAGUUUUUGUUUUAUGUUCCUUAUCAUCGCAAUUUAUUUCAACUGUGUUAAUAAAAAAAAUUAAUAACACAAAAAGUAUGCAUUUUUGAAAAAAGUUUUUUAGACAAAAGUACCCUAAAAUUUUACGUAUAUUUCGAAAAUAUAUUAAUAUACAGAGUGUUUCAUUUGAAAUAACAAAGUUGAUGUCUACUUCCGGUAUAUCCGGAAGUAAGGAAAAGUUGAAAAUAUUUUCAUUGAAUAGAUCCACUACUUUUCCAGAUACUUCUAAGGCACCAUCGUCGUGACACACACUGUAUGUCGUUUUGCUUUACAUUGUAUUAAAUUGUGAUAUUUUUAAUAUUAUUAGUGGUUAAAAUAAUAUUUUUAUCAGUGUGGAAAAACCACCAUUUUUUUGUUACAAAAUGAUGCUCUAAAUAUAAAUUAA
This is a messenger RNA of Phyllotreta striolata, 1697 nucleotides long. The record is from the annotation of a GenBank genome assembly. NCBI's taxonomy places the organism in Eukaryota, Metazoa, Arthropoda, Insecta, Coleoptera, Chrysomelidae.